This is a messenger RNA of Calidris pugnax (ruff), 1441 nucleotides long. It is a transcript of the gene BTBD19, whose product is annotated as BTB (POZ) domain containing 19. The transcript is spliced from 8 exons. The record is from RefSeq and is a predicted model, not a curated record. The coding region runs from base 40 to 942 and encodes 300 amino acids. NCBI's taxonomy places the organism in Eukaryota, Metazoa, Chordata, Aves, Charadriiformes, Scolopacidae. Gene Ontology annotation, molecular function: protein binding.
CUGCGCCGCCUUCCUCCACCGCCCUCCCCGAGGCCGCCCAUGGCCGGACCCUGCUCAGCGCGGCUGCAGGGCGAAGCGGCCGCCUUCACCGCUGCCCUCCGCACCCUGGUCAACAACCCCCAGUUCAGUGACGUGACCUUCGUGGUGGGCCGGGAGCAGCAGAAGGUGUUUGCGCACCGCUGUGUGCUGGCGUGCCGCUGCCAGGCUUUCCAGGGGAUGCUCAGCCAAGGGCUGGUGGGCAGCGAGGACAACCCUGGCAGCAUCCCACCCCAAGGGCCCUUCAUCCUGGGCAACGUGCAGCCUGAAGUCUUCCUGGCCGUCAUCGAGUUCCUCUACACCAACAGCGUCACCCUCAACAGCCACAUCGCUCUGGAGGUGCUGACCUCGUCGGUGGAGUAUGGCCUGCAGGAUCUGUGCAAGCUCUGCGUCAAGUUCAUCAAGGACACACUGAGUGUGGAGCAGGUCUGCGAGGCUCUGCAGGCUGCGGUGACCUACGGGCUGGCAGACCUCCAGCAGCACUGCCUGGCUUUCAUCGAGGGCUGCACUGCGGCGGUGGUGCGGACACAGGGCUUCCACGAGCUCUCCGACGUGGUGCUGGCACGGGUGCUGCACAGCGACCGCCUGGCCGUGGACGAGUUGGACCUGGUGCAGGCUGUGCGGGAGUGGGCACACGUCAGCUCGGCCGUUUUGGAGCGCCCAGUGCCCGAGGUGGCUGCCCUGCCUGUGCAGGAGCUGCGCCUGCCCUUACUGGCACCCAACGAGCUGGCAACACUGGAGAGCCACAACCAGCGGGACCUGCUCAUCCCGGUAGAGAGCAUCGCAGCAGCCUGGCGGGCCCACGCGCUGAGGAAGGGCAGCGGGGUGCCCUCCCACCUCUGCCGGCCCCGGCGGGGCACACGGCCCCGUGACCACCACCGGCACCUGGACCCACACACCAAGUAGGGGCUGGGCACCAAGGUCCCCCUCCAGGUGACUGGGGGGCUUGGGCUGUGGCAGUGUCCCCCGAGCUGGGUGCUCCGCCGUGGGGCUGGGCACUGCUGGAGGAGCCAAGAGCAUCAAUGAAGCCCUUUGCCCCCCACGCCACGGUUUUGGGGUCAGGGCAGGAUGCCAGGGUCACCCCCAAAAAAAGGGAUGCAGGGACUUGGGGAGGGAUGCAACUGGUCCGGGGUGGCGGGGGGUGUGUGCAAGGACACCCAGGCAGUGACCCCAGGAGGGUCCUGUGAGGGAGGGGGGCAGAGGGUGAGCCCCCCCCGCCCUGGGUCUUCCCCAGCCCCAAAGCUCCCGGGCGCUGCCCUGGGUCCCUUCCCCAGCUCCCUGCUGCCCCCCCCCGGCAGCGGGGCCGUGCUGCAGCAGGCACCAGCCUGGGCAGGGGUAGGGAAGGGGUUCAGUGGGAUGGGGAGCCCCCAGCCCCAUGACCACGGGGUGUCUGCAGGAGCCCUAA